GUUCAUCGUCAAAAAUUAUAUGGUUACAUGAAGAAAACAAUGAAGCAAAUGACAUAUUAAGAGGAAAAGGACUCAGUUCCAGCUGGGCGUCUGUUCCCGUUAAAGGCAUUAAUAACUUAGGAAACACAUGUUUCUUUAAUGCUGUUAUGCAGAACUUAGCACAGACACACAUGUUAAGUGAGCUAAUGUGCGAAAUGAAAGAAAAGGGGACAAAACUAAAAAUAGCUCAAAGCCCAGCAUCUCAACUGGAUCCAUUGGUAGUGAAUCUUUCGAAUCCUGGAUCUCUGACUUCAGCCAUGCUCCUGUUUCUUCAUAGCAUGAAAGAUGCUGGAAAAGGUCCUCUUUCUCCUAAAAUUUUGUUCAACCAGCUCUGCCAGAAGGCCCCUCGGUUUAAAGGAUUUCAACAACAGGACAGCCAGGAGGUGCUCCACUACUUGUUGGAUGCAAUGAGAAUAGAAGAAACAAAGCGCAUACAAGCUGCAAUCUUAACAGCAUUUAAUAAUCCAACAAGUAAAACAGCGGAUGAAGAAACCAAACGAAGAGUCAAAG
Thamnophis sirtalis is the source of this 549-nucleotide messenger RNA. The record is from RefSeq and is a predicted model, not a curated record. Lineage: Eukaryota; Metazoa; Chordata; Lepidosauria; Squamata; Natricidae.